ACCAGUCAUCCUUUUUUAUUCCCUUCUACAUCUCUGCUUUCUUCUUUCCAUCUUGUAUAGCCAUCCAUUAAUCCACUUACGGAGACAACUAGUCGCUCUUCACCAUGCCCCCUGCUCCUGCUCCUCACCUUACCAACAAGCUUAUUCCACCUCCCGAGGAAGGUGAAGACCCUACCCAGUUGUCUUUGAUGAUCUCCGCCAAACCCUACCUCGCCCUUGACAAAUACCUUGACCGUCUUCGCAAUCGUGGUGCUAUCAAACUAGAUGAAAUUACGAGAACACCUGAUCAUGAGAAGCGCAUGGAGCUUUGGAAGGAGUUUGCCAACAUAGGCGAAAAUGUAUCAAUCACUCAACGAUUUUUCUGCGAAUAUGGCUUCAAUUUGCAUUUUGAAGGCGAGAACUUCAUCGCAGCUGAUUGUACAUUCGUUGAUGUCUGCCCAAUUUACAUCGGCAAGAGAACGAUGAUUGGUCCGAACGUCAGAAUAUACACUCCCGACCACCCUAUUUCUCCCGAAGCUCGAGCCGGUUUGACUGGUGAGGAGUGGGGCAAGAUUGUAAGGAUUGAAGAGGACUGUUGGAUAUGCGGUUCUGCUAUCAUCUUGCCUGGCGUUACCGUCGGUAAGGGAAGCACUGUUGCCGCUGGAGCAGUAGUCACGAAAGACAUCCCUCCCAGGAGUCUGGCCAUGGGUAAUCCUGCUCGUGUCGUCAAGAAAAUUCUGGAGGACGGUACCAUUGUCAAGGCUUAAGUGAAAUUUACAAAUAUGCAUGGAUCGAACAACUUUGUAUCAGUACCAAGCGAAAUGAUCUUCGUUAAUAAGAUGGCCUCUACCUAUCACAUAACUGACUUAUUGCACAAAACAUUAAGUACCAUUGAAGGGUCGGCGAGGGUCAGGACUCAUCAGUAGAUUAGGGUCCCAACAUUUGAGGAAAGAUAUUGGUUGAAAGGGAAAAAAAAUUGAAGGC
This is a messenger RNA of Cryptococcus deneoformans JEC21, 963 nucleotides long. RefSeq names its product Maltose O-acetyltransferase. The coding region runs from base 105 to 746 and encodes 213 amino acids. Lineage: Eukaryota; Fungi; Basidiomycota; Tremellomycetes; Tremellales; Cryptococcaceae. The record is from RefSeq and is a predicted model, not a curated record. Gene Ontology annotation, molecular function: acetyltransferase activity. The transcript is spliced from 3 exons.